Ambispora leptoticha is the source of this 788-nucleotide messenger RNA. The record is from the annotation of a GenBank genome assembly. NCBI's taxonomy places the organism in Eukaryota, Fungi, Glomeromycota, Glomeromycetes, Archaeosporales, Ambisporaceae.
AAGAUACAGAGUCUCGUCGUUGGGCUUCAUCAAUAAGCUCGACACUUUUUCCACACUUAGGAAAGGGACAUGUAUUUGCAGAUAUCAUAAUGGAAGUUUGGUUACCAGUGAAAACUGCUUCAGACUUGCUAGUUUCAAAUCUCGGACGUAUCAAGAACAAAAAAGUUCAUAUUUUGGUUGCGCAAGCAUUCAUCCCUAAUCCAGAAAAUAAACUCUAUGUUAAUCAUAUCAACGGUAUUAGGUGUGAUAAUCGAGCUAUUAAUUUGGAAUGGGUAACUCCUAAAGAGAAUGCUGAGCGUACAGUAUUUCGAAAUCCUGGUCGUAGUUCCACACGAAUCAUACAAAAGUCAUUAGAUGGGAAUGUUGUUCAUAUUUGGGAUUCUAUCACUCUUGCAUCUAAUACUCUUAAUAUAGUAAAGAACUACGUAAAACAAGAUCCUAAUGAAGAAUGGAGAGAAAUAGAGAUUAAUUUACGAAAAUUCAGAGUUUCAUCUUUAGGGAGAGUUUGGUUAAGGAAUGAAUAUGUGAAUCAUAUUGACGGAGAUUCUACAAAUAAUAAAGCAUCAAAUCUCGAAUGGUGUACACCAAAAGAAAAUAAUUAUCAUGCUGUGCGCAUCGGGCUUCAGCGACAAUGUGGUGUUAAGCAGAUUUUUGAUGAUGGAUCUUUCCGAGAAUUUCCAUCCAUAGCUGAAGCACGGCGUGUUACUGGAAUUAAUCAUAUAGGACUAGUAUGUCGGGGAUUUCAAAGACAUGCGGGAGGGUAUCGUUGGGAAUAUGUUACGCAAUAA